AUAUAAAAUAUUAAGUAAAUAAUUUUGAGGCAGAUAAUAUUCCUCCAAUAAGAAAAAACACCAAACGCUCGUCAAACUCCUCUUCCAACUCCCAUUUAUUUCCAUAACACACACUAACGCGCCUAUACACACGCGUUGGUGCGGCGCGUAUGACAUUCCCCGUCGUCCAACAACCAUGCCAGGCUCCGCUUCCACCACUCACCGCCCUGAGGGUUUAAUCCAGCGCCUCCGUUCCGCCGCCGCGGACGGCGGCGAAGCCAAAUUAAAGGUCCUCCGAGACCUCAAAAACCAGAUAAUCGGCAAUCGAACGAAAAAACUCUCCUACAUCAAGCUUGGAGCCGUUCCGUUCGUAGUUUCGAUUCUCUCAUCGUCUUCGUUCUCAUCCGAUUCCAUUCUCGUUCAGUGUGCCGCUACAAUUGGAAGCUUUGCGUGCGGUGUUGAUUCCGGUGUUAAGGCGGUUUUAGAUGCCGGAGCUUUUGUUCAUCUCGUGAAUCUUCUCUCGCAUUCGAACGAAAAGGUUGUAGAUGCAGGUGCUCGUGCUCUAAAAAUGAUAUAUCAAUCAAAAGUGGCACCCAAGUACGACUUUUUCCAAGAGAAAAACAUGGAAUUUCUUACAUCUUUAUUAGAUAAAAACAACGAAAAUUUAACCGCACUUGGUGCCAGUAUCAUAACACAUUCUUGCGAAACAAACGACGAGCAGAAGAUACUGGGCGAUGCCGGAACACUAAAACGCCUUAUCAACCUUCUCGAAGGCACCACAAGCCAACGAGAUGCAAGCUUAGAAGCAUUCGCUACAAUCAUCAAACAAAACCCACAAGUUAUUUCAGAGUUCGUGGGACCCGAAAACGGUAGAACGUGGGGUACGUUAAUAGAGUUGACGAAAGACAAGUAUCCAAGAACAAGAUUGCUUGCAUGUACGUGCUUAAUUUUGAUUAAAAACGCUGCUCCGUCAUAUCUUCAAUCGGUGGGGAUCAGAACCAAAUUGAUAUUAAUAUUACUUGAACUUAUCGAUGAUUCUGGUCAAGUGGGAGAUGAAGCGUUGUUUACUUUAUCGAGUUUUAUAGCGGAUGAAGAGAGUUUGCAAAAAUCGGCUUUUGAGGCAAAUACAAUUGACCGACUUUGUGACCACAUGCAAAAGGAAUCGUUACAACCCAAACGACUCGAGGGAAUGUUAAUGAUACUCGCUAAUCUAUGUUCAAAUUUGGAAUGUAGUAGAUCGGUUCUUUUGGAAUCACCCAAGACCAUAAGCAUCAUAACUGACGCUCUGAGUCAUGCUACGGUGGAUGUACGCGUUGCUGCAUGCAUGUGUUUGAAAAAUAUCUCCCGCUCGGUUAAGUAUCUGAGUGCAGGUCAUUUUAUGACAGAAGCAGUUAUUAUACCGCUGAUUCAGCUUCUAGAUGAUACGUCUACAUCUGUUCAGGUUGCUGCACUGCGUACUAUCAGUAACUUAGUGAUUGAUUUUACAAUGCACAAGUCUCUUUUUGUACAAAACGGAGGUGUGAAACAACUUGUUGAGCUAUCAAAAUCUAUGGAUUCAAGAGUUAGACUAAAUGCCGUAUGGGCUUUGAGAAACUUGAUGUUUCUUGUCGACAGCAGGUGUAAAGAAGGGAUCUUUUUGGAGCUCAGAGCAUUGUCGUUAACAAGCCUCGUUUCCGAUCCCAGUGCUUGUGUACAAGAGCAUGCUUUGGGCCUUAUUUGCAACCUUGUUAACGGUUCUCUGGAUUCUAUCGACUAUGUCUUCACUGAGGAUGCUCUUUUACUGAACGCUGUUGGAAGACAACUACGGAAUGCUUCAAAACCUGAAGUUUUGAUUCAGGGAAUGUAUGUCCUGUGCAAUGUGGCAUCUGGAAAAGAGUUCCAAAAGGAAGCAGUUAUGCACCAAAUUCUCCCAGAUUCAAGUAACGGUGAUACCCAAUCAAUAAUGGUGACCAUGUUGCAAAGUGAAGUUGCCCAAUUAAGAACAGCUGCUGUUUGGACGAUAGUAAAUCUCACCAUUCCAACCGGGGCCGGUGCAUUAGCGCGUGUGGUCAAAUUAAGAAAUGCUGGCAUCGUUUCUCAGCUAAAGAACAUGGCCAAUGAUCCCUGCUUGGACGUUAAGCUUCGUGUAAGAACAGCGCUCGGACAGUCUAUGAUUUUUGGGGAUUUUUCCACGUGAAUGUUUGUUAAUAUAAUCAACCGCCAAUGGAUGAAACGACAUGCCUACACCAAGCUUGAUUGGCAGUUGACUAUUGUUGUAACAUGUAAUAAUCAAGGUUUUUAUUUUUUGUUAAAUCAAAUUAUUGACAAUCACCAGUUUUGUUUGGAAAUUAUUUCUGUUAUUAUUAUAGAAUAUCUCUUUUCUCGCUGCA
Molecule: messenger RNA, 2348 nt
Organism: Helianthus annuus (common sunflower)
Lineage: Eukaryota; Viridiplantae; Streptophyta; Magnoliopsida; Asterales; Asteraceae
Product: armadillo repeat-containing protein 8
Exons: 8
Coding region: 176-2155 (659 amino acids)
Biological process (GO): proteasome-mediated ubiquitin-dependent protein catabolic process
Cellular component (GO): GID complex
Molecular function (GO): protein binding
Source: RefSeq, a predicted model, not a curated record